AUCUUGAAUCAUCACCUGACUAUAAGGUUAAAGGCGGAACUUGAAUGUGACGAUCUGAGAUAAACCGGUGCAGGAUUACUCUGAUAGUUUUCCCUGUAGGCUGUUCACUCCUGCAUGUGUGCUUUAAUGGCACUGUUUACAGACCUGCUGUCUCGUCUGCUUACUUAGUUAACUUUUGCUUUUUCAGUCGUUUGCUUUCUAACUCGAGUCUAAUCGGCACUAUUCGGUUUCACAUCGGGUGAUUAAUCAGCACAGAUCUUUCUGUAGAGACGCUUAUUGAGAAGCAGUGGUGGAGCUCCGGAUCUCUCCUGAUGGAUUUACACGCUGUGUGCUGCUCUCUGCUUCUGCUGUCAUGUACAGGAGUAUGUUUUGGCCAAGAGCUGUUAUUACCUGAGAGAAUAAAUAAAGCAGUUGGGGAGAAUGUGGUGAUUACUCCAAUCCGUAUUCCUGAUCCCCCACAUCACCUCAUCAGAUGGAUCUGUAAUGACACCGGCAUUCUUAUUGGACCUCCUGGUGGAAUUACAAUACUGCCACCGUACACUGACAGAGUCAGUCUGAACCCCACCACUUAUGCUCUGGAGCUCAGGAGCCUGACUGAGAGUGAUACUGGACGAUAUUCUCUGAUUGUAGACACUCCUACAAGUCCUUUCACAGGUGAAACCUCACUGCAGGUGUAUGAAAAAAUAUCUGGAGCAGCACUUACUGGACCAACAGAUGAUCUAAUAGAAGAUGUUUCCUCUGCUACAUUAACCUGUAAGGCAAGUGGAAUCAUCUACAGUGCUGAAUGGAUGAAAGAUAAUCAGAAACUGUCAGCUAGCGACAGCAUCACAUUCUCGAAUGAUAACAGAUCAGUGAUGAUCAGUCCGGUGAGUAGAAGAGACAGUGGUGAAUACCAGUGUACUCUCAGCAACCCCAUCAGCUCUGACACUGCAACAUACAGAAUGAUUGUUAACUUUGGACCAGAUAAUGUGAUAAUUGAUGGGCCAGUUGAAGUGGAGGAAGGAAAUAAAUUGACACUGUCUUGCCGUACUGAAUCUACACCAAAUGCCUCGUACAAAUGGAUGUUUAAUGGGACUUUAUCUGAAGUGAAUAUAUCCGUAUUUACUGUGGAGCCGACUACCUUUAUGCACACUGGAAAUUACACCUGCAUGGCCUCCAAUCCUGUAACCGGACGUGAUGCCUCUGGAUCCCAUGUUUUGGUAGUAAAAGAGAAAGGGACUGGAGGUGGAGAUGGAGAGUCACUGUCUGCAGGAGCUAUAGCUGGGAUUGUUAUUGGGGUUUUAUUGGGUGUUGCUGGAAUUGCUGGUUUGAUUUUCUACUUUAUGAAAGCAAAAGAAGUGCCAAGAACAAACUCCAGAGGAAAUAAGCAGAAUGGAGCAACACAGAAUGCAGAUGAAAAUGAUUCAAAUUAUGAAAACAUUGACUGUUUCCAAAAUAAUAAGUCUGGAGUGACUAUGAGUGGAUCUGACACUCAGAUGCGCACACCUCAACUUGAUAAUGGAGCAAUAUAUGUAAACAUCAUGGAGGAAUCUGUCCGUAGUUAGGACUCACUCAGCUCUUUGUGGAUAAUGAGGGGUUAAAGUUUUCCAGAGGACAUACGUUGCCUGCUUUGAGAAGAGGAAGAGGAAGUUAUACUGAGAAUCAUUGACUAAACCUGGAAUAAAGUACACUGGUUAGGCCACAUGAUAGAAAAGAGUAUGCAAAGCAAUUCCACAUUUCUGACUGCCAGCUUUGAAGAAGAGAAAAACAUUGACAUGGAUUUCUGAAAUAUUUCUCAUAAUGAAUGAGUAAUAAAUAAUAAAUGAAUAACGCAUUAAUAGAAAGUUUAAAGGCUGAUCUGUUUUUACCUACUUUCUAUUUUGCUGUUUUUAUUUCUUUACUUAAUCCAGAAAACUGGCACUUCAUUUCAAGUCACAAUUAUAGAUGUAUCAAGUAAAAACAUUUAUUAUCCACAUGUGUAAUUUUGCAAUUCAAAUUAUUACAGUUUCUCUUACGCAAAGACUGGAAGAGUUUCUGUCAUAACAACACUUAUAAAAGGCAACUACAUGCAAUUAAUGCUCAGCAAUUCAAUAAUCAAUCAUUAACUUUUUCUAUAUUUAUUUCUACUUAUUAAGUUGCAUCUUUUAAAUUAAUAUAUAGCAGGCUGGAAGUGGAAAGUUUCAUUUUUUCCCCCCUAAAUAACUAGCUAGCCAAUCUUGAGGUAUGUGCGCACAGGACUAAAUAAUCAAGGUUUAGACAAAUAUUACAUGAUAAAUUAAAACGAUGUCAACAAAAAUAAAAUAUACAUGUAUUUUAGUAAAACAUUUGUACAUUAAAAGUUGAGUAAACUUCUUGGAUGAAACCAUUCUUAUUGAAACCUGCUGGAAGGAAAUGUCCACGAGCAACAAUAGAAGCUGUGAUCCUUCUACACAAGAAAACAUCAGUGACUCCACUCCUUUCAGUGUGAAUGCAGGGUAAAUCACAGCACCUACUAGGGGGCACAAAGUACUCUAAAUGACAGAAAUAUAUUACAUGUUUACUAACUAAAACAGGUAACACAAACUAGUCUAACUAAAGUUAUGUCAGUGACUGGAAAAACCUCACUGGUUAGCCAAUUAAUUACUAACCAAAGCUUAUUCUCAGAGAACAACCACAUUUGGUGCCACAGACAAGCAUCACCAAUUUAUUUAGUGUGAUUUAGUGUUCAUGUUCACAAUACAUCAUGACUCAUCACUGUCCUCGCACCAUCCUUCACAUGCCUACAAACAUACAUACAGCAAGAGAAUUUUCAUUCAUACAGCAGUGCGUGUUUAUCUUUGGGUUUUUUGCUGAACAUACUAUGGUUUGUGAAAUGUUUUGUGUGUGCUUCUGUAGACAGAAGAAUAGAUUAAAAAAAAUUAAUAAUGGUGUAUUCCAGCUUGGAUUUAAAUUUCAGAGCUGAAAUUGGUUUGUGGCAUUGAUAUACUGUAUAUACUGAGACUUGUUUGAUGUGUUAUCAUAAACUUUGCAGUGCUGAAAUCACAUCUUUAAGUGUUAUUCCAUAGCCAGGAUUUUUUCUCCCUGAAGUCUGUUCACCUGCUGUCUCAUCUGCUUACUCUGCUCACUUCCCCAGAGAUGCUUAUUGAGAAGCAGUGGUGGAGCUCUGGAUCUCUCCUGAUGGAUUUACAUGCUGUGUGCUGGACUCUGCUUCUGCUGACAUGUACAGGUUACAAAAAUGUUCUACACAGGGUCACAGGGA
Ictalurus furcatus (blue catfish) is the source of this 3217-nucleotide messenger RNA. Its product is annotated as carcinoembryonic antigen-related cell adhesion molecule 1. The transcript is spliced from 12 exons. NCBI's taxonomy places the organism in Eukaryota, Metazoa, Chordata, Actinopteri, Siluriformes, Ictaluridae. The coding region runs from base 312 to 1544 and encodes 410 amino acids. The record is from RefSeq and is a predicted model, not a curated record.